Messenger RNA from Cydia pomonella (codling moth), 3647 nucleotides. RefSeq names its product glutaredoxin domain-containing cysteine-rich protein CG31559-like. The coding region runs from base 418 to 2280 and encodes 620 amino acids. The transcript is spliced from 5 exons. Gene Ontology annotation, biological process: sensory perception of sound. The record is from RefSeq and is a predicted model, not a curated record. NCBI's taxonomy places the organism in Eukaryota, Metazoa, Arthropoda, Insecta, Lepidoptera, Tortricidae.
ACCACCUCAGUCCGCGUCAAGCACUUGUCGCCGCUCCACGCACGUCACGCUAUUGGCCAAUUUGAAAUUCGAACACUCCAAUCGACCGGCCAAUCGCGUUCGAACUGACGUUUGAUUUCUUUUUCGCGCAGUGUCCGUUAUUUGUGGCCAGUGUUUACCGCCUUUUCGGAGGCUGAUUUUAUUUAUUUGUGACAUUGACUAGAAACAGUGACAACACAUUAAGGUCGGAUUUUCUCACGUUACGGUCUGAAUAAACAGCGCGCUAGAAAAACCGGUCAGCGGAUUAUUGACCCAGUCUCGAUCGGUCACCGGAACCAUUAUGCCUUACAUAUCCAUCACUAUCUAACGCAGCGGACCUGACUCGCAUUGCAACUGACAAUCACCGUUACUUAAUUAUGCCAGUCUAAUAGUUCCACUAUGAUGGAAGACGUCGCGCCCCGCCCCAGCGUCGAAUACAUCCCGCCACUGCCACCUAAAGUCAAGCAGAAGGCCACUACGUUUACACAAAUAACUAGCGAUGAUACUAAGUUAAACGGUAACAUGGAUUCGCUCAGUUCGAUGCACUCACUCGUCCUUAAUUCUAAGCCUUCUGCAACGGUAUUCAUAGCGGCGACUCAGCCAGAACGGCCUGCAAGCACGUCUAGUUCGGACGCUCUAAACGGCCCACACGUGGUCACUAUCAGAAUAAACACAGACUCCGACAAACCGAAAGCGCCUAAAAUCUCGAGCGUUCACCUGAAAAGCGACGCCGACUUCGACGCCUUCAAACUCAACGACAUUUACAAGAAAAACAACAGCCUGGUCAGGCUCAAUGCCGAAGAUCGAACCAAAAUUUUAGAUGAGGAAUUAAAAACUGAUAAACCACCGUAUAUCUACUGCAGCUCCUAUAUGAACUCUAAUAUGGUAAUGUCAAGUGGGCAGUGCUCGCCGAGCGAUACCCUAGAUUCCGGAACCUGCAGCGACCUUGACGGCACACCGCCCCCGCUACCUAAAAAGAAGCUCACGAAGUCUACAAAGAAAGUCUCUGUGACUCUAAUUAGUUCCACGAACGGCAGUCAUGAUGAAUAUGAAGACAACGAUUCUAACAUAUCGUGCGAUUCGCUUAAUAGUAGUGAGCUUAAUGGAAGCGUACACGCCGACGAAAGUCAUAGCGAAGAUGGCAAGGACGUAAAGAAACCACCUGCCGCGCCGAUGAUGCCGGCUUUUGAAGCUAAUACGAACAACAAAGACAGCAGCUUUCUACCACAAGGUCUGCUCCAAGAUAUUAGAGACCGUUCUGUCAAACUCAAUACGGUCGAAACUGAAAGCGAACCGGCCAAGCCUCUGGAAGCGAACCAGAAUAUUAAUGAAAAUGCUAAUUUAUCGAAAGAAAGCGCGCAACUAACGUCGUUCCGUCUAGUUUCUCAGUGUAAUAGUGAAGUGACGACUAAUUCAGACGGAGAUUCAUCACUGAACGUCUCAAAAACCCCUCUAAUUAGCGAAAGCACGUACGAGGAGCGCAAGAAGGAUAAAAUUAAACAAGAACAAAUGUGUUACAGUAGCAAUUAUUUUGACGCGGAUAAAUAUUAUGACUUCCAUCUCAAUGAAAAACAGUUCGAUGAUGUUCAGUCCUUGAAAAGUGUUAGUGGUGUGAGUGUUAAAAGUGAUGAGUUAUCAGAAUUGGAAUAUUUUGCGGGAAUAAAGGAUUACAAGAGUGAAGAAGCUCCUUCGACGAUAAGGAGUUCGAAGGGCACGAUACGCGGCGUGAAAAAUCGUGUCCGAGCCGGCAUAGCAACAUUUCUCCAAAUCCAGAACACGACAAAGAGCUACAAAGAAAAAGACGCCGGUAAAGUCGUAGUCUACACCACCACCAUGGGCAUCGUCCGCAGCACGUACCAGCGCUGCAACCUCGUGAAGAAGAUCCUCAGGAACCUCCUGAUCAAAUACGAGGAGCGGGAUGUGUUCAUGAGCACAGAGUAUCAAGAUGAGAUCAGAGAUAGGAUGAAGAGCGACCAGAUCCGAAUUCCGCAAUUGUUUGUGGAUGGCCAGUAUGUUGGGGACGCGGACACCGUGGAGAAACUCAACGAGAGUGGGGAGCUAAGGAAAAUGCUUAAACCUUAUAAGAGCCCCGACGCUUGCAAUACGUGUCAGAUGUGCGGCGGGUUCCGCCUCCUACCCUGCAGAAUCUGCAACGGCUCCAAGAAGAGCUUACACCGCAACCAUUUCACCGCUGAGUUCGUGGCCCUCAAGUGUAUGAAUUGCGACGAGGUCGGGCUCGUACGGUGUGAGGUGUGCUCUUGAAGCUGGGAACAUGCAGCUUUCAAGAAUAUUACAAUAUAUGGUUAGCAGAAUAUGUCUGAUAUAAAUGAAGACGGACUUUUAAAGUUGGUGAAAUAUGUCGAAUAAAAUGUGCAGGAAUCAUAUCUGCAUGAAUAGGAAGGCAUGAUUCAAAUCAGUUCAGACAGAAAAAUCUGUACAUCGUGAAGUCUAAAGCGUAGUACUUCUACUGUAGAGCUGCUCAAAUUAUUGACAUGUCUGGAGAGCUGCUGAUUCAACGACAUAGCCAGAAGAAAAUGCUUUGUGUUUAAAACGGAAAAGUUUUCAAGUGUUGUGUUAAAAUGAAAUAAGUAUAGUGGUAAAUUCACUGUGUAAAUAUUAUUAAUGGUGUUAGUUGUAUUUAUAUUUUGUCAGUUGUGAGUAACAAAUAUAAGUUUCGAUAUACGAUUUGAAACUAACAUAAUCAUUUAUUUACAUUUUAUCACAGGAUAUUUAUCAUGUAAAUAUCCCGCGAUAUUCUGUAGUUAUCAAUUAGGUAAGUGUAUAGAUGGGAAACUUUUAAAAAUAUACAGUCUUGGCCUUUGGUACUUUUAAAAUUGUGUAUAUGAUCAAUUGGUCAUAAAGUGCAAGAGAUUAUAAUUCAUAUAGGUAUUUUAAUUUUGAGGCAGUUAUCAUUUUUCUAAAAAUGGUAAAUGAAAAAAAUAACUACGUAUGUAUUUCUUUUAGAAUUGUAUUAAUUGAACAAUGUACUUCAUUUAAUUUUUAAUUCAACGAAAAUAUUAUCUUAUGUACCUUCACUAAUAUUUAUAUUAUUUUGUAUUAAAAUAUUUUAAAUAGAAUAAUAAAGGUAUGUCGCCUCGAAGUAACAAGAAAUAAUGUAGGUACCUGUUAAUUCUAUCAGAAUUAUUCAACAAAAUAUUUUCUUUUUCCACGUUUAAUCUUAAACUUAAUGAAUUAAUUUCAUAGUCUUUUCAAUGUUUGUUUUCGUUAAUUUUAAAGCUGUUAGCAGUCGUACGAUUUUCUGUAAAAAGUGUAUUUAGAGAAUAGUAAUAUUAUUCCAUAAACAUAAAAUGAAAUUAAACUUUUCGUAUUUUGGUCCUUGUUUUAAGAUUAUGCUCUUAAAUGCUAUUAAUACAUGAAUCAAGUAACAAUUAUACAGGUAUAUUAAUAUUUUAAUUUACAAGAGGACAUUUAAAUAGAACGGACGGUUGUAAGACUUAUCAUAUGUUAUUGAUAGGUACCUACUUACUUAAUAUUAAUUUAAGCAGUAAUUAUAAUAAUUAUGCCAUAAAUUAGUUAAAACAUUGUAAGUUAAUAAAAUAUUGGAUGUUAUAAUGUAUUUUAAGGAAUCCUUAUGAAACAAAUAGGAUAAAUAUAUUUUUAUGCAUGUA